This is a messenger RNA of Salvelinus sp. IW2-2015, 2337 nucleotides long. Its product is annotated as cadherin EGF LAG seven-pass G-type receptor 2-like. The record is from RefSeq and is a predicted model, not a curated record. Lineage: Eukaryota; Metazoa; Chordata; Actinopteri; Salmoniformes; Salmonidae.
AGUCAUAUAACUGUAACACCAGCUACAUGGAUGGCAGACUGUACCACCUGCCGUUUGGAGACUCCAGUGUCUCUCUGAACGACACCCUGCAGAGCGGCAAGAGCCAGCAGAGCUAUGUCCCCUUUGUCCUCAGGGAUGAUGGUGGCCUGAAUAAUAGCCAGGUACACAUCGCUCUGAACGAGCACGGCUCACUCUUCCAUGAAACUAAAGAGCAUUUAGAUGAUCACAACUCGGACUCGGACAGUGACCUGUCUCUGGAGGAUGACCAGAGUGGAUCGUACGCCUCCACACACUCCUCUGACAGCGAGGAGGAGGGGCCCUACCCACCAGAUGAAUGCUGGGAAAGCAUGGCAUCCAAUGUGUCCAAGAGACCACACCCUCAGGAUAACAACCUGAGUAAGCUGUACUGGCCAGGGGAGUAUGUGACAACAGCUAGCAACAGUGAGGGCCUGGGGGGAGCAGGAAGGCUAAAGGUAGAGUCUCUGGGCAACCCUGAACUGGGCCAGACACGGGACCACCGAGGCAUGCCAGACGACAGGCCAGGGGACAAGGCAGAGGGCUAUGGGAAGGACCACGUGAUGCUGCUGCCCAGUCUGCCCAGUCUGCCCAACCUCAACACACACCCACAGAAAGGAAUCCUGAAGAAGAAGCAGCUCUCCCCCAUUGCGGAGAGAAAUGGUAUCAACCGCAUCCAUAACGAGCUGUCGGAGAACGCUCUUGGCCACGCCUCCUCCCAGGGCUCCUCUUCCAGUGAGAGCCGAGGGGGCGGGGCCAAGCCCAGCUUACCAGAUCAGCUGAAUGGUGUUGCCAUGAGCAUCAAGGCGGGGACAGUGGACGGUGACUCAUCAGGGUCAGAAUUCCUAUUCUUUAAUUUUAUUCACUGAAGCACUUGAUCCUCAUUUGAAAUCAGGAUCAUUGUCUUCUUAUCGAUCGAUCAUUCAGUAUCCUUCACCCCUUAUAACCAAAAUAAUAAUCCCAUAUAAUUUGGUUAUCACCUCUCACACUGUGUGUACGUGAAUCAUUCUCAUUCAUUGUUUUCUGUUCCUUCUGUUUUCCCCGUGUUGUGUAACGUUUGUCCCCCAUCCAUCCACCCUCCAUUUUCCCAGCAGCCACCGCAACCCCUCCAUAUGAGCCGGCUGACGGAGGGGUGUGUCUUUGCAGGUCAUAGAGCCUCGGCCCUCAUCGCCAUGCUUACUUUUCUCUGAGUAACAGGAGCUGAUGUCUGAGACAGAGAGCGUUGGACUGUCCACACCUGGAGAUCAAUGGAGUACCCUCUCUCCUUCCCCAAUUUUUUUCUCUGCAUGUGUGUGAGUGCCAAAACCUCAGGAGUCUCUGCAAGGGCCCAGGCUCCAGCGCACUGAAUCUCUUUUUAAAUCAUUGUUUGUUUACAUACUUGAAGCGAUGCACUUUUUAAAAUAAUUUACACUACCCGGCCAGAUGUGCAGGUAGUCAACUGGAGCUGAUUCAGUUUUGUUUGUGUUUAUGUUUCAAACUCCGGAGAUUAAGAACAAUGAAGUCCUCCUUUGGCUGGGUCAUUUAGCUGUAAGAUUUUAAAAGUUCAGGGAAUUUCCUCAAGAAGCUUAACUAGUUUUUAAUCUCAGAAAGGGUGACCUGUACAGUUGUUUUGUUCAAGGAUUUAGUUGUUCUACCGAGGGCCAUUUGAGUUUUGCUGUAGAGAGAACUCAUUUCUCCACUCCAGUCUCAGGAAGCUGCCAGCCUGAGCUGGUGGACAGGAAGAGUCAGUACAAAAUGUCUUUAUACUGAACAGCUCCACCCAAACCACUACACUGUGCUCUGCACUGGAGGAAAGGACUCCUGUUGAAGUGUGGCUGGAGAACAGUGAGAGGCCAUGGGGUCACGCACCGUAAAGUUUCUCUCACUACUGAAGGAUGUUUAAAGGCAACAGCGACUAGUCAGCUGUCAUACACAUAGACACUAGAGGUGAGAAUGUCUGCCUUUCUCCACCAUUUCGCCUUCAUUUUAUUGCAUUAUCAUUGGAGGAAAAGAGCCUGCGUGUGAAGAAAUUUUGAUAUCUUUACUUUUGUAAAUUGUUGGGAGCAAAUUUUUGUAUAAACUCUGAGAAUGUUCCCAUUUUCAAUGUUUUUGUCCAAGGGAUAUAUGCUUUCAUUUGAAUCGGCGACUAAACGACUUUGUAUUUUAUAGAUUAGAUCGUUCCAUUGUUUUUGUGAAAUAUUUGCAAACUUCUGCUGUAAAACUCUUUGACAUGUAUGCCAAUGUGAAGAGUUCUGUAAAAUGAAACACUAAUACUUCAUCUUCAAUUGAAUAAACUGUACACCUCUACAUUCCCACUUAUAAAAAGCAGUUCAAGAAAUAUAA